GUCAAAAUUUAAAGUUCGAUCGAAGAAGAAGAAGAACAGCCAAAUCGCGGCUUUUCCUCAGUUUUUGCUUCGGAAAAAUUGUGUGCAGUGUGUGUAUUUUCAUGGUGAGAAAAAGUGGCUGUUCCCAGUGAUAUUUUCCACACGGCCCGACUGAGAGGUACCGGCAAUGAAGAUGCGUGCCAUCAACCUCAGCAGUCGUAUGCAAUUGUUCAUUGUUGUGAUAAUUCUCUGGGGCGCUACUGUUUUGCUGUCUCUCACGAAUCUUAGCAGUUCCGGAGGCAGCAAGCACUUGAUGGAAAAUGACCUACGGAGGCUCAACAGGGCCAUUUCCUAUGUCAACAUGCUCGAGUCCAAUAACAAUCAUAUCGAGAGUCUGCUGCGGGAGCACUUGGAGGAUGGCAACUUCGAUGCUGGGGAGAAGAAAGUUCUUGCUGAGAAGAUUGAGGGUAAAAUCAAGAGUCUGAUAGGGAGUAAGACUCAAAUAGCUCCAAGCCUGGAGUAUCAGAACCUUUUGCGUCGAAUUUACAUAAACACCCAGGAAAUGUACAAUUUCGUGAGUGCCGAGAUGAAUAACAUUAAGACUAGGGCUAAGACAAAUUCCCCAGAAGUUGAGGGGAUUGUCGAUGAAGUCAUGAAGCUCCUGAAGGAGCACAAGGGGUCACUUCUGACGGAUCUCGAGGACUUGAGGAAGUCCGAUGGGCAUGAACAAUGGCGCGAGCAGGAAUUCAGAAACCUCUCCAAUGUCAUUCAGCAGCGUCUGCAUCAUCUGCAGAAUCCCAGGGAUUGUGCCAAUGCCCGGAAGAUGGUUUGUCGACUGAACAAAGGCUGUGGGUAUGGGUGUCAACUACACCACGUUGUCUAUUGCUUCAUCAUGGCCUAUGCCACUGAGAGAACCCUCAUUCUCAAAUCCAAGGGCUGGAGGUAUCACAAAGCCGGCUGGGAGGAUAUCUUCCAGCCAGUCUCUGACACCUGUCUCGAUUCCGACGGCAAAACCCAUGCAAAUUGGCCAGGAAAAGCCAACACCCAAGUCCUAACCCUUCCCAUCAUCGAUUCCCUCCAUCCCCGUCCAGAACACCUUCCCCUAGCCAUCCCAGCUGACCUAGCUCCGCGACUAGCUCAAAUUCACGGAGAUCCUUUCGUGUGGUGGGUGGGGCAGUUCCUGAAGUACCUCCUGAGACCCCAACCAUCAACGCAAAAGAUGCUAGAGACAGGGAUUAAGAACCUCGGCUUCAAGAAUCCCAUUGUGGGAGUCCACAUUCGACGAACCGACAAAGUGGGAACGGAGGCAGCAUUCCACAGUGUGGCCGAAUACAUGACGGCCGUUGAUGAUUUCUACGAUCAACUGGAACAGCGACAGCCCGUCGAUAAGCGAAGAGUCUAUAUCGCUUCGGAUGAUUACAAGGUAAUCGAUGAGGCGAGAUCAAAUUAUCCUCAUUACGAAGUAAUUGGGGAUCCGGAUGUAGCUAGAAUGGCAGCAGUUUCUUCGAGAUACACUGAUUUUUCACUCAAUGGAAUCAUCCUGGAUACGCAUUUGCUCUCUCUCUCGGACUAUUUGGUGUGCACCUUUAGUUCUCAGGUAUGUCGAGUAGCUUAUGAAAUUAUGCAGACACUCCAUCCGGAAGAUGCAACGCAGCGUUUCAAGUCUCUGGACGAUAUUUACUACUACGGUGGACAAAAUGCUCACAAUCGACGGGCUGUAUUGGAUCAUAAGCCGAGGAAUAGCCGGGAAAUAGUGAUGCAGAAGGAUGACCUAAUAAGUAUUGCUGGGAAUCACUGGAAUGGAUUCUCAAAGGGAAAAAAUACCCGAACAAAUCAAGUUGGACUGUUUCCAUCCUUUAAAGUUGUUGACAAAGUCGAAGUAGCUGAUUUUCCAACAUACAAUCACCUCACGUAGUUCAAUGUAAACACAAAAGAAUAAAAAAAACACUCAGAGAAUUAAGGAAAAAAAGACAUUCCCUUCAGAACCAGAAGAAAAAAAGCCAAGUUGUAUUUCACAUUCUGCCGAAGGGGAACAAAACAAAUUAUGUGGUAAUUUAGGUAUAUAGAAAAAUUAAUUUAAGAAUUAGUCUAUUGUUAGAUCGUCUGUUUUUUUAUUAUCAUAAUUACAGUGAUAAUUUAAUUGAUAAACAUAAAA
Phlebotomus papatasi is the source of this 2134-nucleotide messenger RNA. It is a transcript of the gene FucT6, whose product is annotated as alpha-(1,6)-fucosyltransferase. Gene Ontology annotation, biological process: protein N-linked glycosylation. NCBI's taxonomy places the organism in Eukaryota, Metazoa, Arthropoda, Insecta, Diptera, Psychodidae. Gene Ontology annotation, cellular component: Golgi cisterna membrane. Bases 167 to 1894 code for a protein of 575 amino acids. The transcript has 4 exons. The record is from RefSeq and is a predicted model, not a curated record. Gene Ontology annotation, molecular function: protein binding; glycoprotein 6-alpha-L-fucosyltransferase activity.